AUGCUGAUCAGCGAGCUUGAGGUUUUGGCCAAGGACAAUGCUCUCUUGAAGCGUGAGUUGGUCCAGACCCAGACUGAGUCCCAGUGCGUGAUUUGCCGGGAUUCAAAGAAAUCCGAAGCGUUUGUCGUAAGGCCAACGCCUCGAGAUGUUCUCACAGUACUUUGUGGACCUGAAGAGGCCAUGGAGAAAGAGGGUGAAAUUCUCCUGCCUUUGAUCUCACAGAGUUUCGAGAGCAGGCUGCAAAGGAAACAGAUCGAAGAACCAGAUUGUGCCAAGUUGCAUCAGGCCACUCUGUGUUCGGAUGUUGCCAGAUUGCUAGUGACCUGUGGCAUGGCUCACGACGCAGUGGACGUUCCCACGGAGGUCAAUCGAAAGCUGGAUUUGGAAAGAGUGUGUGCCUUGACUCUCUCGCAGAAGCAGGUUCUUUUGCUGGGCCGUGGGGCCACACCUUGGCGCGUGUAUCAACGUUGUUCUCGCGGCUGCGGACUGGUUUGCGAUCAAGCCAACUUGAAAGAGCACGAAGGACGCUGCAGUGGAGAAGAGAGGCUUAAAUCAGGCAAAACGCUCCGGUUUCGCAAGCAAUCUCGAGAGUUUGCUAAGGCCAGCGCAGACUUCAAGAAAGAGAUCGCGGAAGACUUUGGAGACAAGCCUUUCAUUAUCCAAUGCCGCAACUGCACCAUCCGGUGCAAUUUCAAGAAGCCGGAGAAGGGUGCCUCUUACCAGGAGAUUCUGGCAAGAUUUCACGAACAUUUCACAGCAGUUGAUUUUUGGCUGCGGCAACAGGCUCGUGGGCUCAAACGGAAGACAGAAGAGCUUGAGCCGCAGUUGCAGGAGGAAAGCGAAGAAGCAGCCAUCCGAACACAGGAGGCUGCUUGUGCAUUCUUGUGCUAG
Cladocopium goreaui is the source of this 891-nucleotide messenger RNA. Lineage: Eukaryota; Dinophyceae; Suessiales; Symbiodiniaceae. The record is from the annotation of a GenBank genome assembly.